AUGGCGGGUGGUUUCAAACCGCAUAAAUGGGCGAGCAAUGAUCCUCGACUAGUAGACGACAACCCUGAAUCAGAGCGGGCCGCGCCAACAAGUAAGACGUUCGACACUACUACUUUAAAAAUUCUCGGUAUCUCCUGGCAUCACUGUGAAGAUACCUUUAGGGUCGAGAUCCGGCUCGAGGAUCCCAAGACCUAUACCAAACGAUCCUUUCUUUCAUUAGUCGCACGGAUCUUCGAUCCUAUGGGAUGGGUGUCCCUUUCAACCAUAAUAGCUAAAAUUCUUAUUCAAUUGUUUUGGCUCAAUAAGGUGGAGUGGGAUACGCCCCUCACCGAAUCUCUUCUGGGUCUCAGAAACGUGUCUCUUCUGUACGCUAAGACUAAGGUUGCGCCCCUCAAAGUGUUAAGCGUGCCGCGUUUAGAGUUGUGCGCUGCAGUCUUACUCGCUAGGUCCAUGGUGUUCGUUCAGCGGGCGAUGAAGUUGGAAAACGUGCCCAUUCAUUGUUGGACAGACUCGUCUGUCGUUUUAGCAUGGUUGUGCGCGACUCCAUCGCGCUGGCAUACGUUUAUAGCCAACAGAGUCUCUGAAAUUCACUCUAACCUUUCGAACGCCACAUGGAGACACGUUCCCACCGCGGUCAAUUCCGCGGAUUGUGCCUCUCGUGGCAUGAGCGCUCCUGAUUUGAUUUCACAUAGUCUAUGGUGGCAGGGACCGUCCUGGUUAUGA
Messenger RNA from Nylanderia fulva, 723 nucleotides. RefSeq lists its product as uncharacterized. The record is from RefSeq and is a predicted model, not a curated record. NCBI's taxonomy places the organism in Eukaryota, Metazoa, Arthropoda, Insecta, Hymenoptera, Formicidae.